GGACCAAACAAGCUCAGCCUCUGUCGAUGAAAGAGUUGGCACCGGCACCACAAGCUGGUGUGCCCUCGCAGACGGCCCGCCACACCCCUGCUUCUUCCUCAAGGAAGCCCCUGGAAAGGGGGUCGUCCUGGUACCUGGGAGGGAGGAGGGAGAGGAGGAGGAGUGGGGAUGGGGAAGAAGGUGGGGUGUUUCACGUGACUGAGCACGAAAGGGGCGGAGCUGGGUCGCCUGGAGGCUGCCUGGUCGCCUAGCAACGGCUCAGCUAGGCAACAUGGAGCCUGUGGCUGACCGGGAGCUUCAGGCCAAGAUGUAUUUAGAAAGACAUCGGAUCAUGGAGUUGCUGAGUCAACUUACUAGCUUCCUCCUCUUUGCCCGACCAAAAAAACCAAGAGAGUAUUUAAUCUCUCUUUUGGAACGUCUGAGAAUUGCCAAGGCAACACGCGUGGCAUUUCCCUACUUUAUGGACAAUUCUAACAUCGCGUCCAUGUUUGACAUGAUGGACACUGCUGGCAGAGGCUGCAUAUCAUUUGUGCAGUAUAAAGAAGCCUUAAAAAACUUGGGUCUGUGUACUGCAGAUGAAGAUUUGGAUGAUGAUGGACAUGUAAUCACUCUGGAUAAAUUCAGGGAUGAAGUGAACAAGAGGAUGGAAAAAAUGUGGUCAAUGUUUUAGUGACAUCGUAACUCAAGAUAAUAAAUGGUCCUACCACGUU
This is a messenger RNA of Mus pahari (shrew mouse), 710 nucleotides long. It is a transcript of the gene Efcab10, whose product is annotated as EF-hand calcium binding domain 10. Bases 272 to 670 code for a protein of 132 amino acids. The record is from RefSeq and is a predicted model, not a curated record. The transcript is spliced from 4 exons. Lineage: Eukaryota; Metazoa; Chordata; Mammalia; Rodentia; Muridae. Gene Ontology annotation, molecular function: calcium ion binding.